Clupea harengus (Atlantic herring) is the source of this 4614-nucleotide messenger RNA. RefSeq names its product ubiquitin specific peptidase 4 (gene usp4). The record is from RefSeq and is a predicted model, not a curated record. Lineage: Eukaryota; Metazoa; Chordata; Actinopteri; Clupeiformes; Clupeidae. Gene Ontology annotation, cellular component: nucleus. Gene Ontology annotation, molecular function: cysteine-type deubiquitinase activity. Gene Ontology annotation, biological process: protein deubiquitination.
CAUGUGCCUCUACUGUUGAAUAGGAGCAACUACUAGUCACGGAAACUGCAACAUUAAUAUCCCCUUGCGUUUUUACUCGGUAUCACUAUCUACCCAACGUUACUCUAUCGUUAGCUAGCCAUUGCUAGCAAGCUACAUCGGUGGUUAGCUUGUUAGCCUUUUACCUUGUCAUCAAGCUGCCUCUUCAGCCUCGCGCCUACGACUCAGGCGUUCAUUCACUGCACGAUGGCGGAGGGAGGCGGACCCGACUCGGGUAACGCGGCAGACGCCGAUGCAGAGCCGGUGCCGGCCCAGAUACCUGUACCUUCAACCGAAUGUCAAAAGCAGACCAUCGGGGCACUACUGAAAACCACACUCCGAAAGGGGGAUGAGUGGUAUUUGAUUGACAGUCGAUGGUUCAAGCAGUGGAAGAAAUAUGUUGGCUUUGACAGCUGGGAUAUGUACAACGUUGGCGAGCAGAGCCUCUAUCCUGGACCGAUAGACAAUUCAGGCCUUUUCUCAGAUUACGACACACAGACAUUAAAAGAGCACCUCAUAGAUGAGCUGGACUAUGUCCUGAUGCCCACAGAGGCAUGGACCAAGCUCGUCAGCUGGUAUGGCUGUCUUGAAGGCCAGAAGCCCAUUGUCAGAAAGGUAGUGGAGCAUGGCAUGUUUGUCAAGCACUGUAAAGUGGAAGUGUAUCUGCUGGAGCUGAACUUGUGUGAAAACGAUAAUAUGGACAAAGUGGUUACACGACAUUUCAGCAAAGCGGAUACAAUCGAUACAAUUGAAAAGGAAAUGAGGUCGCUUUUUGACAUCCCUACGGAAAAGGAGACACGAUUGUGGAACAAAUACAUGAGCAACACCUACGAGCAGUUGAACAAGCCGGACAGUACUGUGCAGGAUGCCGGCCUCUUCCAGGGUCAGGUGCUGGUGAUCGAGCGGAAGAACGAGGACGGCACGUGGCCCAGACAGAAUGCCCACAUCAAGUCUAGUACACCCACAUCUAGAAAUUUCACUACCUCCCCCAAGCUCUCCUCCAACUCGUCUGCAACCAUAUCUUCAACAGUCACCAAUGGAGACAGUUCCUCGGGCUACAUGCUGAAUAAUAGCACCUCCUCUGGAAACAGGUUGGGAGGGUACAACUCUUACAGUUCAUCGUACAGCUACAGAGAGUCAGCAUCCCAGCCUGGCCUUUGUGGCCUCAGUAACCUGGGCAACACGUGUUUCAUGAAUUCUGCCCUCCAGUGCCUGAGCAAUGCGUCCCCCCUCACGGACUACUUUCUGAAUGACGAGUACGAGGCGGAGAUCAACAGGGAAAAUCCCCUGGGGAUGAGGGGCGAGAUCGCCGAGGCCUACGCUGACCUGGUCAAGCAGAUGUGGCUCAGCCGCAGCAGCUACGUUGCCCCUCGUACUUUUAAAACCCAGGUGGGCCGCUUUGCCCCCCAGUUCUCAGGGUAUCAGCAGCAGGACUCCCAGGAGCUGCUGGCCUUCCUGCUGGACGGCCUUCACGAGGACCUGAACCGCGUGAAGAAGAAGCCUUAUCUGGCCCUGAAAGAUGACGAAGGCCGGCCCGACGAGAUUGUGGCGAAGGAGGCAUGGACGAACCAUCGGCUGAGGAACGACUCCAUCAUCGUAGAUAUCUUCCACGGCCUGUUCAAGUCCACUCUAGUCUGCCCUGAGUGCUCCAAGGUGUCCGUGACGUUUGACCCGUUCUGCUACCUCACGCUGCCCCUGCCCAUGAAGAAGGACCGCACCAUGGAAGUCUUAAUGGUCCGCUCCGAUCCUCAGAGUCGACCCACGCAGUACAGAGUGGUGGUCCCUAAGCAUGGCAUGGUGUCAGACCUGUGCAGUGCCCUGGCCAAGCUGUGUGGAGUCCCCGCAGAAAACAUGGUGGUGGCUGAUGUUUACAGUCAUCGGUUCCAUAAGAUCUACCGGCGAGAUGAUGGCCUCAACCAUAUCAUGGAAAAAGAUGACAUAUUUGUGUAUGAGGUGCAGGAGGAGGACGGUGAGAAGAUGAACCUGCCCGUGUACUUCCGCGAGCGCCACACCAAACAAGGUGGCGGCUACUCCUCCGGCACCAUGCUCUUUGGCCAGCCUCUGCUCAUCACUGUCCCCCGCCACAACCUCUCUGUAGACGCGCUCUACCAGAAGGUUCUGGAGCGAGUCGGGCGCUAUGUGAAGCGUUCCCAGGUCUCCGUCGUGGAGAACAGGACGCCAGCAUCAGCCACCGCCUCCAGCAGCAGCAGCAGCAGCAGCCAGGGGACGGACUGCGCAGCCACAUCCAAUCACAACGCUGGUGUGAGCGGAUAUACUAGUCCUUUAUCGGAGGGGGCGUCCUGGAGCGCAGGCUCCAGCAAUGGCGCAAGCAGCAGCCACUCGGACCCCUGUAAUGGCCGUAACGGCAUAUGCGAAGGUGAAGGUGAGGAGGCCAUGGACCACCAGGUCAGCCCCGAGCCAGAGAACAGCCAGUCGGAGGCGGUGGACGGAGAGGAGGACGGCGGCUCGGACCAGGAGAACGAGCCCAAUGGGAAUGCAGGGAAAGCAGGGAAAGCGGGUGCGGCGCGUGGCAGGCUCUUCUCCUUCAGCAUGGUGAACUCGUACGGCACGGCCAACAUCAGUCCUCUGCCCUGUGACGGAAACAUCCUCAAGCUCACAACACAUUCCACAGUGGCAAUCGACUGGAAUUCAGACACAAAGAAGAUGUGUUACGAUGACCAGGAAGCAGAGGCCUAUGAGAAGCAUGACAGUAUGGUGCAGCCCCAGAAGAAGAAGUCCACCGUAGCGCUGAGGGAGUGUAUUGAGCUCUUCACUACCAUGGAGACGCUGGGAGAGCAUGACCCCUGGUAUUGCCCCGCCUGUAAAAAGCAUCAGCAGGCCACCAAGAAGUUUGAUCUGUGGUCACUGCCUCGUCUCUUAGUGGUGCACCUCAAGCGCUUCUCAUACAACCGCUGCUGGAGAGACAAGCUGGACACAGUGGUGGACUUCCCCAUCAGGGACUUGAACAUGUCUGAGUAUGUGUGCGACCCCAAGGCUGGGCCCUAUGUGUAUGAUCUCAUCGCCGUCUCUAACCACUAUGGAGGCAUGGGCGGAGGCCACUACACGGCCUACGGGAAAAACAAGGUUGAUGGGAAGUGGUAUUACUUUGAUGACAGCAGCGUAUCAUCCGCCUCCGAAGAUCAGAUUGUGACAAAGGCAGCCUAUGUGCUUUUCUACCAACGCAGAGAGGAUGACAGCCCCUCCAAGUCAACGGCAUCUGCUUCCCUGGGGGGUGCUCCUGAGACCCUGGAGGAUACCAUGGACACCAACUAAGAAGUGCUGAGGUUCAGGGACACGUACUGAAGCAAAUGCCUGAUAAACAUUACAGCGAAACAAACGAAAAUCAAGACGUGAACGAUCAACGCACACCCAGAGGCCACUUCAGACGUUUUUUCUUUUAAGACUUAAUUAUAUAGGCCCAUGUAAUUUUGCUCUUAUUUUUAACUCUCACUUUCAUCACCACCAAGAACCUGCGAGAGCCAAAAAAAAAAAAGAGCACCACAUAGUUUGAUGCGUGACCUCAAAGACUUCCUCUCCAGAGCUUGCAGCCUGCUUUCAGGAGAGUAUAGUUUAAUAAAUUGAAGAAGAAGAAAAUAAAAAAAAGGGUGAUUGAAAUGGCAAUACAACCUUUGUCUGGACGAAAAACAAAUGUUUAGAGGUUGCCUAAAAUGCAUAGAUAAACAGAAUCAAUUCUGUCACCCAUUUAGGAAAAAAAAUAUAUAAAAGACAGAGAAAAAAAAGAAAACGAUAAUAAAGAAGGCAAAUGCAUGAUGAUGUCUCAACCAAAGCAUUGCAAGUUGUACAUGUGGAAGAGAAGUAAAGUGAUGACUAAGCACGGAGGACUGGUAGGAGUGGAGAUCAUGUGUGGGAGUCUCAGUUCUCAGUUUGUAAGCAGAGAUGACAUUUAUGCAAAAGUGAUCAAUAUUCUAAGUGAGAUGUGCACCUGAUUAACCCCCCCUUAUCUCCACCAGAUUGCACUCUUAAUUCAUAGUGCCUCUUCUGGAAGACUGGAUUCUCCUGGGGAUUGUACACAUACAGUGUGUGCCAGGCACCUCCCCCGUGAACUGUGCCCCACAGAAAUUAGAUUGCUGGUAGUUUCUUUUUUUCUGCACUCCGAGGCUUGGAAGUUUUCAUCUUCACAUUUAGCCAUGCUUAGAAACAUGCUCUUUAUCUGCCUAGCCCUGACCCCUGACCCCUGACCCUGUCCGAGGUCAAUCACAGUAUGCUGUUUGGGUUCCUGCUGUCCUGUCACGCUACCCUGCAGGUGGUUUAGUGUACCGCUGAACAACGGAAAUGUGCUGCUCUGUCUCCGAAACGUAACGCACCAGCGGCCUUCGAAGCCCCAUGAACCUGUUAAAGAGGGUGGGGCGUGUGUGAGUGCUCUUAGCUUUUAUUUUAAGAUGGGAAGAAUUCUGCUUUUGUCUUAUGUGGAAUUUAUGAAUGAGUGAAUUUUUGGGUUUUGGAUUCAGUUUACUAUUACUUUUGUUGACCUCCAAAAAGUUCUCCUUUACACAUAAAAAAAAAAUCACCUGUCUCUCCAGAAUGGGACUUGGCACCCAGUGAUUUAAAUAAAAUUGUUACAACAUUUAGAUUGCA